UGCUAGUCGUUCGCCCGAUGCCCUUCCGCAAUCGCUCCCAAAGUACGCCGCGCGUUUUCGCACGCAAAAUCGAGGCAUAUCCAGGUAUCGCAUUGUCGUUGGUGAAGCAGGAUGUUCGCAAUUGCGCCCAGCGGGGCGAUAACUCCGCGCCGCAAGUGAGGAUUAUCCGUGCGUGGUGUGCGCAUCGCGCGCGUUUCGGCGAAGGCGUCGUUUGCGAACGAAACCCGCUCGUGCCGACACCGACCAAUAAUACGCUCGCAUCGUCGGCGAAACGCCGCAAACCCGUCGCAGCGGCGUCCGCAGUCCAGCGACCCGCGUGUGAUAUGCUGUUGUGAUCGAUUCGUUUCGGAAAGUGCAUUUGAUCGUCCAGGAGGCGAUCACCGCGUGUCGACAGUGACGCCCAACAAACGAACAAAUGUGACCAUCGUGGAUUACCCGACGCUGUUGAUUUAGAAUUAUUAAUUUUGGGCAUUCAGCAUGUCUAGCAGUAAAUUUCGUAUAAUUGAAGACAAUGCUAAUGAACCACUUACACUGCUGGUGAGGCCUGAUGGCUCUGUCACCCCUGACAAGGAAACAGUCAAACAAAUAUUAAGUAAUUGUGCAAGUAUGGAUAUUAAUCUAAUGACAAUGAAGAAAGUUGAUGCUGGUGAAGUUAAUAUCAUCAUGGAUAGUUUAACAUAUGUAAAUAAAGAUGAAAUGGAUGAUCCACGCGAGAUGAGUGAAAUAGCUAGGACCUUAUACAACUUCAAAAUGGAUCAUGACUACACACCAUUCACAUCACCGUCUCAUGUUCCGGCCGGAAUUGAUAUGGCUGAUGAUUUGGCGCAAACCCUCAGCAUGCUUGAAGAUGGCAGUCUUGAUCCCCAACUCACCAAUGAACCACUCACGAAAAUCACAAAGAUUGUCAACGGCCGCAAACAGACGAUAUUCGUUAACAGCAAGGAGAAACAGCGGAUGAUUAAUGCAGGUUUGUUGAAGGAAAAGGCCACGGAGAAAGUGUUCAAGAAACCUAAACUACUUGUAACUCCAACCAAUACAACUGUAACAACACCCCAGCAAGUGGUGAAGACUGAUGUGGAUGCAAACCAAACAAAACCAAUUAAAAAUGAUGUUUCGGCUAAACCGUCUAUAAAUAAUCAGGUAGCAACAAAGCCAGUUAAAAAAGUCGAGGUAAUUGAAGAGAAAAAAGCGCAAGUGAAGCCGCAAGAGGAAUCAGUGCAAAAGACAGUUACAACAACAGCAGGUCAACAAAGUCAGACUGUGUCAACACCAAGUAAUGAUAAGAAAUUAAUACUUUCGCCACCUAAAAAAGACAAAAAGGUUAAACAAAAUGCACCCAUGCCCGAUGACAUGGCGCUGUUUUCAACGCCGGAUAUAAUCCGACGGGUUGGUAAAGAUGCGGAGAAGUCGCCUACAGCGACUUCACCAUCCGCGUCAAAACCGGCAAAAAUUUCGCCAGAUUCCCGUUCAAAGUCCAAUUCGGAAAAGAAGCGUCAGAGUAUGGAUGAACGGACGGUAGUUUCGCGCCGACUGAGUCUCGAUAACAAAGACACAAAGAAAACUCCAGUUGGAAGUCCAACUGCAUCUCCACCUUCACCGACGAAAGAUGUAAGACCUAAGGAAGAGCAGGUGUCCGUUACGGACUUCUCCGAAUCGAAUGAGUCUAUUAAUGAAGAUCAACUUGAGCCACUGCCAAGCGCCGAAGAUAUCCGCACAAUGAUCCACUCCGAGGGUAACAAGCCAUUCAUCGCAUCCGUACUGGCGGAAGCGGAGCCCGACCAGCAUGACGACCCCAACGCCAGCAUGAAUAUUGAUGCUGCUGCUUUGGACCUGGACCAGAGUAUCUUGGAUAAUAUUAAUACAGAUCUUAUAUCGGAGGAUAUCCUGUAUCAGGUGGCGCAGUCACUGGUUGAUAACAACACCGAGUUGCAAAAUGUCAUUGACAAAUCGUUGACGGACGGCAAUCUUGAUCUUGACGCGGGCACCGCGAGUCACUUACAUGCAAAUGAUGUGCUAGACAGUUUGAAUGUGUCUGCGGCUAGUGAGCCUGACUCAAGUCAGGGUUUGUCUGGUGAAUUGCAGCAGUCCGAUGUGCAUUCUCCGUCGCAAACGAAUACUGUCAGCGGAGGAACGCAAAUUGUGCGCCCGGAUGGUAGAAUCGUCGUGAUUCCUCCGAUUGAGCGCCCGACAACAAGGAGUCGGAACAAGAAAACCCCCGCGGCUACGCCAACUCCAUCUAAGCCAAAACCCGUUAUUAAACCACUGGACGAUCAGCACGUGUCCGGCGAAGAGCUGGAUUCCAGCGCAAACGAAGAAGAGGAAGAUGAUGAAGACGAGGACGCCGAGUCCGACGACGAUCCGAAUAAAUUGUGGUGUAUCUGUAACCAACCCCACAAUAAUCGCUUUAUGAUCUGCUGUGAUACUUGCGAAGAAUGGUAUCAUGGCAAAUGCGUCAAUGUGACAAAGGCAAUGGGUCACACAAUGGAGCAACAGGGGAAGGAGUGGAUGUGCGUAUAUUGUAAGGAUCCAACGCUUAAGAGGCCCGCGGCUGCGAUUCGCCGCAUGCGGAAAGCUUCGCGCACUUCGACUGAGAGCAGUGCCUCUACUGUCAAGUCGAAACAAUCUAAUGCCAGUAAAACAUCUUCAACAACAACAACAAUAUCGAAAAAUCGCGUCAGUACAGGCAGAAAAGACUCUUCUACAGUAAAGGAACCGGAACGCGAGAAAACAAAAGACGCAAAUACGGCGGUACCGACGAGUGACAAAAAACCAGGAUGCGUUGUCUGUGGGAAACCUUCGAGAAGCAGUUCGAUUUACUGCAGUGACCAAUGCAUUUUAAAACAUGCGCAAGGUGUGGAAAAGGUGAUUGUGUUUAACAGAAAAACCGGUCAACUCUUGACGGGCACGAAAGCGCCCAGUGCUGCCAACUUAGACAAAUGGUUAUCGGAAAAUCCUGCCUAUGAAGCCGUGCGAUCGUCUGAUAAGAUUGUCGCCAAAGUGACAAAACCCACCAGCGGGCAAUUAACGCAAUCCAAACUGAAAAUCAUUAAAAAUACAGGGAAUCAAGGCGUUUCAUUGGCCGUACAGAAAAAGGGUGUCAAUGUUGGUGUUCUACCGCAUUUACCGAAAGCACAAUCGAAUAAUAAACCUGUCAUUCUUAACGCGUCGGUGAAGAACAAACAGGGUACGCCGAUUCCAGGUUUAAAACUUGUAAGUAAACAGAGCACAUUACAGGUACAACGCUCUGGUGACGAACAGCCAAAACUAAAAGUUUCGCAAUCAACAGCUCCACAAAAGGUGCUUAAUAAACUACCUGUGGCUAAAGUAACGACACCAGUAGCUAAAAAAGAACCAGUUGUGCCGCAAAAAACACCAAGGGCAAGAGCGGCUGAAUCAAGUCAUCAACCAAAACAAGAAAAUCUACGCGAAACUGUACGGAAGACAUUCUUCGAGCAAUUAUCGAAUCGUCUGAAGAACGUUGAAGAUUUAAAGUUGUCCGAUGAUGAACUAAAGGAGGUUUCCGAUGAAAUCGAGUCUCAAUUGUAUAGGUGUUUUGCUGAUACUGGCCAAAAGUAUCGCAACAAAUACAGAAGUUUAAUAUUUAACAUUAAGGACCCGAAAAAUCAGACGCUUUGGCGAAGAAUUUGCGAAAAGUCUGUCAAUCCGUAUCAAUUAGUAAGACUAUCGCAUGAUGAUCUCGCCAGUCAAGAGUUGGCGCUCUGGAGAGAGCGUGAAACUAAACAUCAACUGGAUAUGAUUAAGAAGUCUGAGCUGGAGUUGUUGAACUGCAGCAGGCAGUAUGUAUUCAAGACUCACAAGGGCGAAACUGUGUUCGAGGACGAUCGCGCUAAGGAUGCAGUCGGUGAUGUCCUAGCGAAUCCAGUACCAGAAGCCGGUGGGUUGCCGGAACCGGAAGACGAUGAAGAAAAGAAACAUCGCCGGGAUAAGGACAGGAAAUCAAGUCGGGAGAAGGACAAUAAGCAGCGCAGUAAAAGUAAAGACAGGGAUAGGAAGAAACGCUCACGGAGUCGGGACCGAUCUAGACAUUCAGAUCGUGAUCGAAGAAGAUCCAGGAGUCGUGAUAGACAUCGAGACCGAGAUAGGGACAGAGAGCGACGACAUAAAAGCUCCAGGCAUAAGAAGGAAGAGGAGAAGAAAGAAAAGACUAUCAACACUGAGAAGUUGGAUAAAAAAUCGAAGGAGAUUUUGGAGCAACUCGUUGAUAAGCAAAUUGUACCGCCAUUGGAGGAUAAAUUAUGGAAGACAGAGGAAGUUGUGCAAACACCAGUUAUUGAACCGGUAGCACCGCCUUCCUUGCCUGAGAGCGAUAGUGAUCACGAACCCAGUUCUACGGUAACGAUACCAACACCUCCCCGAGUUCCUGAAGCUGAUGAUUCGUCAAAGAAACCCGAUGCGGUGGAAAUUCUUGAAAAAGAACCCGAAAAGGAAUCACAAAAAACGAUUCCAGAAGAGCCCAUGGGACAAGAACCCUUGUGGAAAGGCGCAAUCAACAUGAUAGAUGUCGCGCACAUUGCUAUCAAUGCGUACGAAGUGACAGGCGAUUGUGCCGGACUCGGCGAAGAACUACCGAAAUCUUUAGAUAUUGUCGGUCGUAUUUCGCCGACCACAGUGUGGGAAUACAUUGGCAAAAUGAAGACGUCGAACAGUAAAUCGAUAUCGGUUUUGAGGUUAACGGCGACCACAAUGGAAGAACGUAACGCUUACCUUUCGUUGUAUUCGUAUCUGUCGAUUCGGCAGCGUCUCGGGGUGGUGAAAUGCGUGAAUAAACGCGUGAAGGACUUUUAUAUUCUUCCGUUGACCGCACAUAGUGCUAUCCCCGAGGCAUUGUUGCCAUUAACCGGACCUGGUUUUGAAGAAGGGCGACCAUCUUUACUUGUGGGUGUGAUUGUAAGAGACAAACGCAAGAGAACGGUGGAUACGCCGACGCAUAGUAACGCGAAACGAGUACGAGUUGAAAUAGUUACUAAUCGGGGCGGUGGUACUCCGCCGCCUCCUUCGACAUCACGCUCCUAUACUCCUCCACCAACUAUUCCGAGGGUUGAUCCAAGGGUGAAACUACCCGUGCCGGCCGUUGAUGUACCCGAGGAAAAUGAAGAGGAUAUGGAUGAACCGUAUUCGCCUGCGGAUUCGGAUCCUGAUUCAAUUCAGGAACCGGGCAAACAGUUGAAUUCUUCGGAUUUAAGUAGUUUGCUUAGCGGAGGUGUUAAAGGAAGUUCCUUCUUGGAUACUGGUAUUACUAGCAUGCCAGCAAACUUUGAACCGUUUACAAAUAAAUUUGAAGGAAUACCAGGUUUGGAUGUAGUUACACCUUCAUUACCAUCCAACAGUCUGGAACUGGAACAAAAAAUGGCCGAAUUGGAUCAGAAGAUUGCUGCUCAAAAGGCGGAAAUCGAUAAAGUCUCCAAGGACCUGGUGUGUUCCAGCGGCAGUUCAGAUUUGGAGUCGACGAGUCUUGCAAACAUUGCGCUACCUAGCAAUUUACAACAGAUUUUGGAGAGUAUUAAAAGUAUAGGUAGUAAAGGAGACACCCCAGAAUAUCAGCCCGAAACACCCGGUAUGACUUUGAGUGGAUCCUCGACUGAUUUGACGAUACCCUUGAUGCUUCCCAAGUUGAACGCGCGAACGGUCGCCAGUGGAUCCCCUGCUGCCGAUUCGCCAGUACCCUCGAUUCCGAUGUCCUUCACAUCACCUCCGCCAUUAUUGAAGCCGGAAGAAUCUAAACCUUCCGGUGGCGGUGUUCUCAGUUCCCUAUCGGAGGAGGAUCUCAUCAAGAAGGCGGCGGAGAUGUUGGGCGAGGUGGAACCACCACCGCCAUCACUGAAACGUAACAAAUCACCGCCACCCGGCAGUCAAAGCAAACGAGCACGUUUGGAGAUGAAUCAACCACCGAUUCCCGGACUGGAAGACUAAAUCAGUGAAACGCAUUUUAGCCGGAUUCGUUUUUUAAAAUGGUGCUAAAUUUAUCAUUCGCAUUUUUGACAUUUGCUGAGAGAAAUUUGAAGACACCCAACCACAUCGGAUUAAUUUGAAAAGUGCGGAAGAAGACAAGUCAGUGUCAUCAUCUAGGACUCUAGGAUAUUCAAUCAGCGGUUGGUUUAUCAUUAUUCGUACCGUGUUGGUACACAUAGAGACAUAGAUUUCCACACCUUGCGCGUGUUUUCGAAGCCGCGCGAAUGUAGAUGAACGUUUGGUUACUUUUUUAAAACAUAUGUUAUAGUUUGGAUUUGAUUUUUAUGUAUGUACAAGAUGUAUUGUCUAGGAUGAUGCCGUUAAAGAAUUUCGAAGGCGGAAGAAAAAGAAGUUAAAAAUAUGUAAAUAUAAAUAAUAUGUAGGAGGUACAAA
This is a messenger RNA of Dalotia coriaria, 6363 nucleotides long. RefSeq names its product PHD finger protein 3-like. Gene Ontology annotation, molecular function: protein binding. Gene Ontology annotation, biological process: DNA-templated transcription. The transcript has 8 exons. NCBI's taxonomy places the organism in Eukaryota, Metazoa, Arthropoda, Insecta, Coleoptera, Staphylinidae. The coding region runs from base 478 to 5931 and encodes 1817 amino acids. The record is from RefSeq and is a predicted model, not a curated record.